AUGACCGUCCUAUACACAGCAUCGCAGACAGAGCUGCACAGCAGCAGCAUGGUCUUCAAUUCGCUGUUGGCGUCCGACACAGCGUCCGACACAGUUCGAAAGUAUAGUUUUCCCCACAUCAAUGAAGACAUACAAGUUCCCGAUCCUAGGAUCUUCAAGGAUAUACAUGCGCCUGCAUGGACAGAUUCUAUGUCCCUCCCCAACGUCGCUCAAUGUGCCGCUCACUUGGAACUGUUGCAGGCGAUCAACCAUAUCCGCCGCGAAGUACUCAAUUCGAAGUACUUGGACGCGAUCCUCGAUAUCAAGCCGCAGAAGCGGACAGUGGUGCAAGGCUCUUCCCAGGAAACGAUCGAGGUAAAGGAUUUUAAGUUUGCGCAGAAACGGCAGGUCAAAUGGCCAUUCUAUCUCAGACUUGGAGUCGCCCGAUUCCUUGUCUGGUUGAAGAAGAUGGAUGAAGUUUUGGCGUCGAAGGAGAAUAAAGUUUUUGAGCUGCCAGCUUGUCCUCCACUAGAUGUGCUCAUCGCCUGGCAUUCGUUUCUUUUGAACCCGGGAUUUUUCAGGAAGUACUGCGAGGCCAGUGGGAUCAAGUGUAUGCGGCAUGUGGUGUUCCCAUGGGACAAGAUUCAUCAAUGCAUCAAUGACCAAGACUGGACUUUCAGCCUGCCCUCCGACGCAAGGCAGAACUUUACCAAUUUGACUGGCCACGAAGCAGACUUGCUGGCGUACCUUGUCAGCCCAAAGCCAGAGCCCUAUACAUAUCUUCUACUAGCUUACCGGGACUCGGAACCGGACAAUCGUCUCUACCUAAAUAUGCUGGACAGUCUCUGUCGCGAGAAAGAGGAGUCACCGCACAGCGCCUUCGCUGCUGCCUGCCACGCAGCCGCCUACCCAGGCCCAUACUCGACAUACCUAUUCCUCGCAAUCGAGCGCCAACGCGCGUUCGUUGACAAGAUGGUCGGAUACCUCUGGAUCCGCAGCCCUGGCGUCCACGGGACGCUGUCUAGAGCAAUCACACGCUACGAGUACUUCUUACAGCUAUUUAAACUCCGCCCCGGAACAACUCUGGUGCCAACGCUGGACAUCGACCUGGUGUGGCAUACGCAUCAAUGCUCGGCGAGCAUGUACGAAAUGUGUACGGAGAAACGGGCGGGGAGGUUCAUCAACCACGACGAUACCAUCUCGGCGGGCGUGCUCCAGACGCAGUCGGACGAGACGUCGUUGCUGUUCAGAGACUACUUUGGCAUGGAGUAUCAUAUUUGCCUGUGCUGGGAAUGCGAGGCUAUUCAGUCGGCUGUGGAUGAGUGUGGUGACGGCGAGGCAGAUUUUAACAAGCUGGCGAAUAAAGUUGUUGAGGAUUUGGCGGCUCAUCGGGUUAUUGAGUUGAAGCGGCGGAAUCAGGUAGGAAGCGAUCCACAAUAG
Messenger RNA from Aspergillus pseudoviridinutans, 1419 nucleotides. RefSeq lists its product as uncharacterized. The record is from RefSeq and is a predicted model, not a curated record. NCBI's taxonomy places the organism in Eukaryota, Fungi, Ascomycota, Eurotiomycetes, Eurotiales, Aspergillaceae. Bases 1 to 1419 code for a protein of 472 amino acids. The transcript is spliced from 3 exons.